Messenger RNA from Dipodomys ordii (Ord's kangaroo rat), 2762 nucleotides. RefSeq names its product IKAROS family zinc finger 5 (Pegasus) (gene Ikzf5). The transcript has 4 exons. Bases 149 to 1408 code for a protein of 419 amino acids. Gene Ontology annotation, biological process: regulation of transcription by RNA polymerase II. The record is from RefSeq and is a predicted model, not a curated record. Gene Ontology annotation, molecular function: RNA polymerase II cis-regulatory region sequence-specific DNA binding; DNA-binding transcription factor activity. Lineage: Eukaryota; Metazoa; Chordata; Mammalia; Rodentia; Heteromyidae.
ACAACAAACAUGGCGGCGGCGGCGGCUGCGACGGUGACGAAGUCCGAGGCGGUUGCAGCGGCAGCGGCGUUGGACCAGGCGGUGGGGGUGACUCGGAGUGGUUGUCAGGACGUAUAACGAACUUCAAACUUCAGCGAAAAAAGCAAAGAUGGGUGAAAAGAAACCAGAGCCUUUGGACUUUGUGAAAGAUUUUCAGGAAUACCUGACUCAGCAGACCCACCAUGUGAACAUGAUUUCUGGAUCGGUUAGUGGGGACAAAGAAGCAGAGGCUCUUCAGGGAGCUGGACCAGAUGGUGAUCAAAAUGGACUGGAUCACCCAUCUGUUGAGGUUUCCCUGGAUGAAAACUCAGGAAUGUUAGUAGACGGGUUUGAAAGGACCUUUGAUGGGAAGCUCAAGUGUCGGUACUGCAACUAUGCCAGCAAAGGAACAGCACGGCUUAUUGAACAUAUUAGAAUUCAUACAGGUGAGAAGCCUCAUAGAUGUCAUUUAUGCCCAUUUGCAUCUGCUUAUGAGCGUCAUCUGGAAGCCCAUAUGCGUUCCCAUACUGGAGAGAAACCAUACAAAUGUGAAUUGUGUUCCUUCCGCUGCAGUGAUCGAAGCAACCUGUCCCAUCAUCGAAGGCGCAAGCAUAAAAUGGUACCAAUUAAAGGUACCAGGUCUUCCUUGAGCAACAAGAAAAUGUGGGGAGUUUUACAGAAAAAAACAAGCAAUCUGGGGUAUAGCAGAAGAGCACUUAUCAACUUAAGUCCACCUUCCAUGGUGGUUCAGAAGCCAGACUACCUUAAUGAUUUUACCCAUGAAAUCCCAAACAUCCAGACUGACUCCUAUGAAAGUAUGGCAAAAACUACACCAACUGGUGGCCUGCCAAGAGACCCUCAAGAACUUAUGGUUGACAACCCUUUAAAUCAGCUCUCCACCCUAGCAGGACAGUUGUCCAGUUUGCCACCUGAAAACCAAAACCCUGCAUCCCCUGACGUGGUUCCCUGCCCUGAUGAAAAGCCUUUCAUGAUUCAGCAGCCCUCUGCCCAAGCAGUAGUUUCUGCUGUGUCAGCAACUAUUCCUCAGAGCUCCUCUCCCACAAGCCCUGAGCCAAGGCCAUCACACAGUCAGAGGAACUACAGUCCAGUGGCAGGGCCAAGCAGUGAACCCAGUGCCCACACCAGUACUCCCAGCAUAGGAAACAGCCAGCCAAGUACUCCAGCCCCAACGCUGCCAGUCCAGGAUCCUCAGCUUCUGCACCAUUGCCAGCACUGUGACAUGUACUUUGCAGACAAUAUCCUUUACACUAUUCAUAUGGGAUGUCAUGGCUAUGAGAAUCCUUUCCAGUGUAAUAUAUGUGGAUGCAAAUGUAAAAACAAGUACGAUUUUGCCUGCCACUUUGCAAGAGGGCAACAUAACCAACACUGAAAACAGUCACAUGGACUUGCUUUGGCCUCUUGGGGCUUUGUAGUUGAGUUUUUGUUUUUGGUCAUCCCUAAUAAGGUGUGUGCUAACUUAAAGUUUAUCCGUUAUAAAAUGUAAAUUUAAUGGUCGAAAACUUUUUCUUAUUUUUUUUCAUAAAAAAAUAUGGUCAGGGUUAUUUAUGUUAUUAGAACAAUUAGGACACAUAACUAUUUUUUUCUUUCACAUCUAAAGAUAAUUGAGGAUUGAAAUACAAUCAUAAUCCUAAUGUAAGUGUUCAUUUACCUUUCCCACAUUUACUUAUGGUCCAUAAAGAUGUCAAGGUUUUCCAUACUCUUGAUACUUCAGUAUACACAUGACAGCUAAAUGUUAUUUCUGCCAUAUUUCAAAGUAGCAGAAAAAGAUAUUUUUUCUUAAAAAUCUGUCACAAUGUAUUUCAGUGUUUGUAGAGAAACUGCCUUUAAAAUUGCUCUUAAUUGAAGUAUUAUUUAGUUCACAUAUUUUAAAGUCGAAUCAGUUUCAUUUCAACUGAUAAGAAUAAAGCUCUUUCACUGUAGUAAAUCCUUUUUCCUACAAGGGGCUAUAUGAAAGCAUUCUUUUAAAGUUAUAAAUACUGGCGAAAGUUCUGAAAAGAAAUGAAACUAAAGACUUAAGUUGGCAAUUGUGUUUAGUAUUUAAAAUACCAGUUGGUUAACUGUCUUAGUUUUUCAUUGCAUUUUUUUAUACUUCCAAUUUUUUUUAACUACAGGUAAAUACACUAGAAUGUGGAUGAUUUUCUUUCUUUUCAACUAAGUCUACCUUUUAAGUUUAUUUUGACAUUUGUGUCAAGUGAGAUUGGUAACUGUAGUGAGAAUCUGUUACUCUUCCUAUUCCUUUGAUGACCAAAGAAGUGCGAGGCAGUCAUCCGCGCUACUAAGAUGCAGCCCUUCAGAGAAAUCUCCAAAGUAUCCUUUUCCUGCCUUCUAUCCAUUUAUUGCCGGUAGCUGCCUAGAAAAGGUGGCUAUAGAAACACUUGGGAAAUGUGUUGAAAUAUUUACAAAAGACAGAUCCUGGUCUCCUCUUCAGAGUUGGCCACUUAAAAAUAGUUUCUGUGAAUUCCAGCUGUAAAAGUCUUCAUGUACAGUGACUGUACUAUAUAGAAACUGUGAGUGAAUUGUCGCCUUAGUAGGAAGGAGAAGAGGUGUGAACAUGGGUAUAAAACACAUUUAAACACAGCAUUUGUUUAUAGAAGUAAUACUUGCUAAAUAGAUUUAGAAUAACUCGUUUUGAAUAGGAGGCUAUUGUUUUUUAUAUUGUGUAAUAACUAGCUUACUCUGAAGAGAGCUUGGUCAAACAAUAAAAUAUUGUUACUUACUCCUGG